CCUGGUGGCUGCACGGCGCGGCGGGGUGCGCCAGGCAGACCCGGCCGCCGCGGCUCCUCGGCGCGCGGCCCAGCACCUGCUGCCCUCGCCCGGCCCGGGGCGCCGCUGCCAUGCGGCUGGCGCUGCUCUGGGCCCUGGGGCUCCUGGGCGCAGGCAGCCCUCUGUCCCCCCGGCCGCUCGCAGAUAUAGGUGGCACUGAGGAGGAGCGGGCACGGCCAGAAGGGGCCCGGCGUGGACCCUCGGAGCCCCAGAUCCUUCCGGACAUCCCGACACUCAGCCUCACAGAGAUGUUUCAGACCAAGCUGCCUGAGGCCUUGCGGAUCCAGUUGGAAUUGGAUGGUGAGAGUCACGUUCUGGAGCUGCUACGGAACAGGGAGCUAGUCCCAGGCCGCCCGAGCCUGAUGUGGUACCAGCCUGACGGCUCCCGUGUGCUCAGUGUGGGACACACUCUGGAGAACUGCUGCUACCAGGGAGCGGUGCAGGGCCGCGUGGGCUCCUGGGUCUCUGUCUGCACCUGCCCAGGGCUCAGGGGUUUGGUGAUCCUGUCCCCAGAGAGAAGCUACACCUUAGACCUGGAGCCAGGGGACCUCCGGGCCCCCCCGAAUAUCUCCCGGAUCCAAGACCUCUUCCUGCCAGGCCACACUUGUGCCCUGCGCUGGCGUGCGUCUGUGCCCACCCAGGCUGCCCUGGAGCCACCCCGGGGAAGGCCCCACAGCCACACGCAUCGGCGGAGGCGGGAUGUGGUGACAGAGACCAAGACCGUCGAGCUGGUGAUCGUGGCCGACCAUGCGGAGGUCCAGAGGUACCCGGACUCCCAGCACCUGCUGAACCGCAUGCUGAAAGUGACCCUCCUCCUGGACACUUUCUUCCGGCCCCUGAAUGUGCGGGUGGUGCUCGUGGGCCUGGAGGCCUGGACCCAGCGGGACCUGGUGGAGAUAAGCCAGGACCCAGGUCUCACGCUAGACAGGUUCCUCCACUGGCGCCGGAGAGAUCUGCUGCCUCGACUGCACCACGACAGUGCCCAGCUGGUGACCGCUACUUCAUUCUCUGGGCCCACGGUGGGCAUGGCCAUUCAGAACUCCAUCUGUUCUGACUUCUCCGGAGGUGUGAACAUGGACCACUCCACCAGUGUCCUGGGACUUGCAUCCUCCAUAGCUCACGAGUUGGGCCACAGCCUGGGCCUGGACCACGACUUGCGCGGGCACAGCUGUCCCUGCCCAGGGCCGGCCCCUGCCAAGAGCUGCAUCAUGGAGGCCUCCACGGACUUCCUGCCGGGCCUGAACUUCAGCAACUGCAGCCGGCAGGCCCUGGAGAAAGCCCUGCUGGAAGGGAUGGGCAGCUGCCUCUUUGAACGGCUGCCCAGCCUGCCCUCUCUGGCCACUGUCUGCGGGAAUAAGCUGGUGGAGCCCGGCGAGCAGUGUGACUGCGGCUUCCCGGAUGACUGCACCGACCCCUGCUGUGACCACGUCAGCUGCCAACUGAGGCCCGGGGCACGGUGCGCGUCCGACGGGCUCUGCUGUCACAACUGCCAGCUGCGCCCGGCCGGCGGGCAGUGCCGCCCGUCCAGAGGGGACUGCGACUUACCCGAGUUCUGCUCAGGAGACAGCCCGCAGUGCCCUCCCGACGUCAGCCUGGGAGACGGCGAGCCGUGCGCGGGGGGCCAGGCCGUGUGCGUGCGGGGGCGUUGCGCCUCGUAUGCCCAGCAGUGCCAGGCUCUCUGGGGACCUGGGGCCCGGCCCGCCUCGCCACUUUGCCUCCUUGCUGCCAACACUCGAGGGGAUGCCUUUGGGAGCUGUGGGCGCAGCCCUAAUGGCAGCUACGUGUCCUGUGCCCCUAAAGACGCCAUCUGUGGGCAGCUCCAGUGCCAGGGGGGGCAGGCCCAGCCUCUGCUCGGCUCAGCCCGGGGUCUGCGCUGGGAGAUGCUAGAAGCCAACGGGACCCAGCUGAAGCUGAAUUGCAGUUGGGUCCACCUGGACCUGGGCGACGACGUGGCCCAGCCCCUGCUGACUCUGCCUGGCACGGCCUGUGGGCCUGACCUGGUGUGCAUUGACCGCCGGUGCCAGCCCGUGGACGUCCUGCGAGCCCAGGAAUGUCGAAGCAAAUGCCACGGACACGGGGUGUGCGACAGCAAAGGACAUUGCCACUGUGAGGCGGGCUGGGCCGCCCCUGACUGCACCAACCGCGUCAGAGCAACCAGCCCCCUGACCACAGGGCUGCCCCUCAGCCUCCUGCUGUUGGUGGUCCUGCUGCUGCUGGGGGCCAGCUACUGGCACCGUGCCCGCCUGCGUCAACGGCUCUGUCAGCUCAAGGGACCCAGCUGCCAGUACAGGGCAGCCCAGUCUGGUCCCCCAGAACGCCCAGGACCCCCGCAGAGCGUCCUGCUGAUGCCAGGGGCCAAGCAGGCCAGUAUUCUUGGCUUCCCGGCACCCCCGUCCCGGGCGCUGCCUCCCGACCCUGUGCCCAAGAGACUCCAGGCUGAGCUGGCUGACCGGCCCAAUCCCCCCACCCGCCCUCUGCCCGCUGACCCGGUGCUGAGGCAGCCGAAGGUAACGUGGGGAGAGGAGGGUGCCGCCUCUCCCCCACUCAGGACUGUGGUGUUAAGAGCCCUGGCAGUCGUGGCCAUGUCUCAGGGGCCUGCCAAGCCCCCACCCCCGAGGAAGCCACUGCCUGCCAACCCCCAGGGCCGGCGCCCUUCGGGUGACCUGCCUGGCCCAGGAGCUGGAAUCCCGCCCCUAGUGGUACCGUCCAGGCCUGCGCCGCCGCCCCCAGCAGCGUCCUCGCUCUACCUCUGACCUCUGCUGAGGUUCCGCUGCCUGCAAGCGGAACUUGGGACUUCAAGAGGCGGACUGGCCCCUGGCGUCCCCCACGAUGACUGAAGGAGCCGGAGCCUGGACACGGCGGAGUGGGCAGCCUAAGACUCCGGGCACCUCCACGCGCCGACGAGCAGCACCCUAGGGACCCGCCAGGCAGUUGCAGCUGGGGGUGGGAAGGGGCUGGGCGCCGUCCUGGGCUGAGGGAGGUGCACACAGCCUGUCCCUGCUCUGGUGCAAUAAACCUGAGGUCUGGGGAGCGUGCCUCGGACUUUGUCUGCUCGGGGAAGGCCAGGUCGCCCUGCUGCGGUUCCAGGUCUGGCCGCCAGGAGGCGCUGCCGCCUCGGACGUAGGCGGGCAAGGGAGGGCGAAGAGUCCCAGGCUGGGUCAGCGUGUGUGUCCCCGGGAUGCUCGCGGCUGGUUUCUGCCCAGUCUGGGAUGUCUCUGCGCAAUCCAGUAUCCAGGGAGUUGUAAAUCCCCGUGCCGCCCCCAGUCGCCAAGUCCUUGCGCCCAAGUGUGCGCGGCCCCCAGAGGCGGCUAUCCACGAACCGGCCCAGCUGUUGGACCGCCGUCCCCACCCUCUGAUCAGUAGCUGGGAAAAGUGGAUCUGGCUGGUGUUCUCAGAGCCCUGGAGCCGGGGCGGAGCGGGGCGGCGGCUCCCACGAUCCCAAGGCCGUGCACCUGCCUCCUCCCCCUCCCCUGCCCCACCUGAGGGCUUGGGAACAAAGGUGCUUUGUACAGGACGCAACCACCUCAUUAUUUCGACUUCGGGAAUGGGGCCGCGUGGGCCCCCAGCCCAGAAUGAAGGUGUGGGGCGUAAAGGGACAGGCGCCAACCCCAAGAGAAGCGGGCCGGGACCGGCCGGACCAGACCAGAGCGGAC
Neomonachus schauinslandi (Hawaiian monk seal) is the source of this 3692-nucleotide messenger RNA. RefSeq names its product ADAM metallopeptidase domain 15 (gene ADAM15). NCBI's taxonomy places the organism in Eukaryota, Metazoa, Chordata, Mammalia, Carnivora, Phocidae. Gene Ontology annotation, molecular function: metalloendopeptidase activity; integrin binding. Gene Ontology annotation, biological process: integrin-mediated signaling pathway; innate immune response; proteolysis. The transcript has 24 exons. Bases 111 to 2792 code for a protein of 893 amino acids. The record is from RefSeq and is a predicted model, not a curated record.